Dictyostelium purpureum is the source of this 1455-nucleotide messenger RNA. RefSeq lists its product as uncharacterized. The transcript has 2 exons. The record is from RefSeq and is a predicted model, not a curated record. NCBI's taxonomy places the organism in Eukaryota, Evosea, Eumycetozoa, Dictyosteliales, Dictyosteliaceae. The coding region runs from base 1 to 1455 and encodes 484 amino acids.
AUGGAAGAUAAUAAUAAUAAUUUUGAUAUUAAUGACACCAAUGUAGAUAGCAGUGUUAGAAAAGAUAUUAAAACUGAUGAUGGUGGUGAUACCAAUAAAUCCUGGCCAACAGUUCAAAGUAUAGAAGAAAGAAUAAUAAAUGAAAAUGAAAGUAUAAAGAAAGAAAAUAUUAUUGAAGAUUUAAGAAUUUCAAUUAGAUACAUAAUAUACACAUUAAUUACAUUACCAGAAUCAACACCCACACAACCUACUACACUAUAUGAAAGUAGUUUUGGUGUUUCUCGUCUCUGUAUGUCAAUUGAAAAACUCCUAAUCAACAAUAUCAAUAAUUUUAGUCUAUGGAAUAUUAUAACAUUAAUCCAAAACGAACACAAGAUAAUAAACCAUUCAGAUUUUUUAGAUAUUAAAAGCUAUUCACUAAUUUUAACAGAUAAUGGUAGAUCCAGAUCCUAUAUAAGACAUCUAUUAAACGAAAAGAAAACCUCACUAUUUUUUAUAAAACACAAAGAAAUGCUUAAUAAAGAUGAUUCAAUACUACUGUCAUAUUAUAAAUCCAAUUCAAUAAUGCUGGAUAAAUCAAUAACAACUUUAAUAUUAGAUAUUUUAAAAAAAGUCGAUGAUACCAGAUUUUCAUUAAUUGUAAACUCCUCAAGCUUUGAUACCCUAAUAGACCAUUCAAAUUUUAAUAAGGACACACAAAAUGAAACAUAUAGCGAAAGUAAUAAUAGUAACAUUAAAGAACUUAAUGAUAUAAAAGAAAUAAUAAAUAAUAGAAACUCAACUUCACUCCACAAUAGUAAUAUUAGUAGUAACAAUGACUCUGAUUCAAUAAUAGCAGAAUAUGAAUUCCCAGAUACCAAUAAAAAUAAAGAAUCUUUGGAAAACAAAUUUUCAAAUAUAAAUAUUAAUAAAAUGGAAAAUAAAAAAAUUAUAGAAAAAGAAGAUGAAAUUAACUAUAGUGAUUUAUUAGACCAAAACUUUAAUAAUAAUAAUAAUAAUAAUAAUAAUAAUAAUAAUAAUAAUAAUAAUAAUUAUAAUAAUAGAGAAAAAGAUGAUGAAAUUAACUACAGCGAUUUAUUAGACCAAAACUUUAAAAGCAAUAUUAAUGAAAAGGAAGAAGAAAUUAACUACAGCAAUUUACUUGAUCAAUCAUUUAAAACAUCAUUUAAAACGAAUGCAUUUAAUAAUAAUAACAUUGUGACCAAUGAAUUUCCGUCACCAUCAAACUUCAAUAUUAAAUUACCAGAAAAUAGCCUUUUCAGCAAAGAUGAAGAUGAUGAAUACAAUUUCCAAAAUGACGAUUAUCUAUUAAAAGAUCCAUCAUUAGAACUGCAACAACAACAACAACAACAACAACAACAACAACAACAACAGCCCACAAAGAAAAAAGUUAUAAUAAAAAAGAAAAUUAUUAAAACCCCUUCUAAACCAUUAGAAAGGAAUAUAGAUUUAUAA